AUGUCCCUCAACCAGAAGGGGAUGCUGCCCUUUCCUCCGCCCAUCAGCAAAGACAGAGUCAUCCUGGAUUAUCCAAAGUGUUACUCGCCUGAAGCCAGUCUGCAGCUGAAGCCGGACUGGGACCCUCAGACCAGAGACUUCUGCAGAGACAGAGGGUCCAGACUCCAGCCAUGGGACAGGCAGAAAAUGUCCAAAGUGGUGGUGGUUGGAGACCUGAACGUGGGAAAAACAUGCCUCAUAAACAGAUUUUGCAAAGAUGUUUUUGAGCGCGACUACAAAGCCACGAUCGGAGUGGACUUCGAGAUCGAGAGGUUCGAGAUCUCAGGCGUCCCCUUCUCUCUGCAGAUCUGGGACACGGCCGGACAGGAGAAGUUCAAAUGCAUCGCUUCAGCGUAUUACAGAGGCGCACAUGUCAUCGUCACGGUGUUCGACAUGGCGGACAUCAAGUCUCUGGAUCACACACGGCAGUGGCUCGACGAGGCCAUGGGCGAAAACCAAUCAGGUUCCUGCUUCGUCUUCUUAGUUGGAACCAAAAGCGAUUUACUGUCGUCAGAAGAAAGGAGGAGAACAGAGAGAGAUGCAGUCAAAAUGGCCGCCGACAUGAACGCGGAAUUCUGGGCCGUUUCAUCAAAGACUGGAGAAAACGUGUCCGGAUUCUUCUUCAGAGUCGCAGCUUUGGCUUUUGAGAAGUGUGUUUUGAAAGACGCAGAGAACGGGACUCCAGCCAGCAUCGGCCGCGGAGACAGCAUCAUCAGACAGCCUCCUCUUUCAGUGAAGAAGAGGCAGCAUCAGUAG
Messenger RNA from Knipowitschia caucasica, 795 nucleotides. The record is from the annotation of a GenBank genome assembly. Lineage: Eukaryota; Metazoa; Chordata; Actinopteri; Gobiiformes; Gobiidae.